This is a messenger RNA of Botrytis cinerea B05.10, 2354 nucleotides long. RefSeq names its product Bcphd1 (gene Bcphd1). NCBI's taxonomy places the organism in Eukaryota, Fungi, Ascomycota, Leotiomycetes, Helotiales, Sclerotiniaceae. Bases 193 to 2001 code for a protein of 602 amino acids. Gene Ontology annotation, biological process: carotenoid biosynthetic process. Gene Ontology annotation, molecular function: oxidoreductase activity. The record is from RefSeq and is a predicted model, not a curated record. The transcript is spliced from 2 exons.
GGAUGACACUUCGAUCUUGAUCUUGCACUGCCGGAAUGCACAAAGUAAAACCAAGCAUUAUCUCUUAUCGACCGAUGUUGCGUGCGCACUACCCAGAUAGGUAAUCACUGUCUAUUAAUUCAACAUGUGAACAAUCUCGUGUUCUACUGGUCUUCGUACCGUAUAUUUCAAUUCUGCUGCCAGAAACUUGUAAUGGCGACCGCAGAAACGAAAAAAACUGCCAUUGUAGUGGGUGCGGGGGUCGGUGGCAUUGCAACGGCAGCACGAUUGGCAAAAGCAGGCUUCUCUGUCACAGUACUUGAAAAGAACAGCUUUACGGGCGGUCGAUGCAGUUUAAUUCAUCAUGAUGGAUAUCGAUUCGAUCAAGGGCCUUCCCUUUUACUUCUACCCAAGAUGUUCAAAGAAACAUUCCAUGAUCUCGACACUUCACUCGAAGACGAAGGGGUGGAGCUACUCAAAUGCGAGCCUAAUUACAAUUUGUGGUUUGGAGAUGGAGAGAAGUUUGAACUUAGUACGGAUGCGAGUGUAAUGAAACGAGAGAUUGAGAAAUGGGAAGGAAAGGAUGGGUUUGAAAGAUACUUGCAAUGGCUUGGAGAAGCUCAUCGACACUACGAAUUGAGUGUGCGAGAGGUUUUGCAUAAGAACUUCACAUCGAUAUUCAACAUGCUACGGCCUAGUUUUCUUCUCAACGUUUUUGCUCUUCAUCCUUUCGAAAGUAUAUAUUCUCGAGCUUCCAAAUACUUUUGGACAGAGAGGUUAAGGCGAGUUUUUACCUUCGGGAGUAUGUAUAUGGGGAUGUCUCCAUUCGAUGCUCCUGGCACAUAUUCUCUUCUUCAAUAUACGGAGCUCGCUGAAGGCAUCUGGUACCCGGUGGGUGGAUUUCAUGCUGUCGUUGAGGCUCUCGUCCGCAUAUGCGAGAGAUUAUGUGUCGAUAUACAACUCAAUUCACCAGUCGAUUCGGUAUUAACGUCCCACGACGGCAAGACUACAGCAGGAGUUCUUUUAUCUUCCGGCAAAAAGCUUAACGCAGAUCUCGUCGUUAUUAAUGCUGAUCUCGUCUAUGCCUACAAUAAUCUAUUCCCGACGUCCAAGUCCACGUCGUACGCAAAAUCCUUACAGAAACGAACGGGCUCUUGCAGCUCCGUUUCUUUCUACUGGGCUCUCUCCAAGCAAGUUCCACAACUUGAUACACACAACAUAUUUCUCGCAGAUGAAUAUCGCGAAUCGUUCGACUCUAUCUUUGAUAGGCAGUCCAUUCCUGAAGAGCCUUCGUUCUAUGUGAACGUACCCUCGAGAAUUGAUCCCACUGCCGCCCCAACAGGUAAAGAUUCCAUUGUAGUUCUCGUUCCUGUUGGUCAUCUUCUCAAUUCAGCUACGUCCAAUCGUCCUCAGGGCGAUAGCUCUGCCACGUCUGGUACUGGUAUUCCAAAAGAACAAGACUGGGAGUCUAUCGUAAAGUCUACUCGCCGAAGAAUACUGCAAACGAUAGAAUCACGAACGAAAUGUGAGCCGAUUGAAUCAUUGAUUGUUCAUGAAGAACUAAAUACGCCUACAUCAUGGGAAUCACGAUUUAAUCUAGAUAAAGGAUCCAUUCUCGGGCUUUCUCAUUCUUUCUUUAAUGUCCUCGCAUUUCGACCCAAGACCAAACAUCCCGAGAUCAAGGGUGUGUAUUUCGUAGGUGCAUCCACGCAUCCAGGAACCGGUGUACCUAUCGUUCUGGGCGGUGCAAAGAUUACAAGUACACAAAUCCUGGACGACUUGAGGGUGGAGUGCCCAUGGAAAGAUAAAAGCAAUGUGGUUUCCGAUGAGGGGGUGAUACAAGGGAAAGGGACAAAAAAUCUGGAUAUAAUUGUUAGACAAGGAACGAUAUCAAGUAAUUCUGGGGUUUUCAUCUUGGCUUUAAUAGUGUUGAUAUUUACGACGGGGUACAUUAAUGGUAAUUUGGGAAUUUCGUGGGAUGGAGAGACGAAGAGAACAUGGGAAAGUGAAAAAGCGUUGUAAUUGCCAUCACAAUUCUAGAUAUCCAUCUUUUUGUUGUCGGAUUCAUUGUCAAGGUCAUCAAAAUUGAUUGAUAAGUUAAGUCAAGAUACGGUUAUUACCUGUGUAGUUUCUAGCGGACCGCGAAGUCUAGUGUCGAUAUCUAGCGGACCUCUUCCGGACCUAGAAUGGUCUCCUCUUUUGUCUAUAGGUCGUUAUGUCAUCUCGUCAUAAGUUCGAAUGUGAGUCAGCCCACUCAACUGCCAUCCGGAUUAGCAUUGGUCUAAUAAGUGUGUGAAUAUCUAACGUUCAAUUUCUUUUUGAUCAGAUGUUCAACCCCUCAGUUGCCAAAAGGCUCUCAGAAUGCUCUAUCUUCA